This is a messenger RNA of Mobula hypostoma (lesser devil ray), 3063 nucleotides long. Its product is annotated as protein SPT2 homolog. NCBI's taxonomy places the organism in Eukaryota, Metazoa, Chordata, Chondrichthyes, Myliobatiformes, Myliobatidae. The transcript is spliced from 3 exons. Bases 101 to 1525 code for a protein of 474 amino acids. The record is from RefSeq and is a predicted model, not a curated record.
CGUUGAGAGCGGAUGUGGAGGCGGGGUUAGUUUUCAAUCUAAUUUUAAAACUGUUUGGCUGUGUACUUGUUCUACAACAUACCCUUUACAGUAGACUACCAUGCUACCAAAGUGCAAUUCCUUUGGCGUUGUUAUAUGGCUCCUCGUCGGCAGUAUUACUUUUUACAAGAGUACCCUUGUUUUGGCCAAAAACGAACUAAAGAAAAAUGCAACUGGAGCCCGAACCCCAAUUGCGAAGAAUGUGCUUCCCUCAACAGGAAGUACAACUAUCGAUAAAAGUAACCAGUUUAUCAGAAAAACCACUAACGGCAAUAACCAAACAGCUCUGCAGCAGAAUGGGAAUCGGGUUGUCAACAGUAACCAGUCUAAUAAACCUACAGCUGGUGCAGCCGGCGACGGGGGUCAGCCUUCCGGAACUGCGGCCAGUGACGGGGGUCAGCCUUCCGGAAAUGCGGCCAGUGACGGGGGUCAGCCUUCCGGAACUGCGGCCGGUGACGGGGGUCAGCCUUCCGGAACUGCGGCCAGUGACGGGGGUCAGCCUUCCGGAACUGCGGCCGGUGACGGGGGUCAGCCUUCCGGAACUGCGGCCGGUGACGGGGGUCAGCCUUCCGGAACUGCGGCCGGUGACGUGGGUCAGCCUUCCGGAACUGCGGCCAGUGACGUGGGUCAGCCUUCCGGAACUGCGGCCAGUGACGGGGGUCAGCCUUCUGGAACUGCGGCCAAUAACAAGGGUCAGCCUUCAGGAACUGCGGCCGGUGACGGGGGUCAGCCUUCUGGAACUGCGGCCAAUAACAAGGGUCAGCCUUCCGGAACUGCGGCCAAUAACAAGGGUCAGCCUUCCGGAACUGCGGCCAGUGACGGGGGUCAGCCUUCCGGAACUGCGGCCAGUGACGGGGGUCAGCCUUCCGGAACUGCGGCCAGUGACGGGGGUCAGCCUUCCGGAACUGCGGCCGGUGACGGGGGUCAGCCUUCCGGAACUGCGGCCAGUGACGGGGGUCAGCCUUCCGGAUCUGCAGCCAAUAACAAGAGUCAGCCUUCCGGAACUGCAGCCAGUGGCAAGAGUCAGCCUUCUGGAACUGCAGCCAAUAACAAUAUUGUCCACAAUGCCAUACAGCAAAGUGGAUCCAAGGUUGUCAGCAUAUCUGAUGUGCUCCCGCAGACUUCCCAAUCUACCACUAUAAACAAAGCUUAUAAAAAGCCAGUUGCCACUGAUGAAGUAGUUGCCCAAACUACUGCCCUUGAUAUUCAUACUACAACUGAAGUGUCCUUCAAAUCAGAUAUCAACAUCGCUGCAAAACCUGCUGUUGAAGAUGGUCAUUUUAUGAUGUAUCUGAUACUGGGAUUAUUGCUUCUAUCAGUGGUAUAUAUUACAUACCACAACAAAAGUAAGAUUAUCUCCUUGUGUCAGAAAGGUGGUCCCAAAAGAACUAGGCGGCCAAAGACUUCUGAAUAUCAACGGCUUGAUCAGAACUUGAGUGAAGUCAUCACGAGUCUCAAAAAGAAAUCCAACUUCAAGAUGAGCUGAAAUUUUCUGAUAUAAGCCCUCUGAAAUCUAGCAGAAAAUUCUUCUUUCAAAGGAAGUUUUCCUAGUUGUGUUAUUAUAUGUAGGUCCUUUGAUUUACUGUGUUUUUCUCUUUUGUAUAUGCGCCUCAGUUCAUCCUUCUUGCCGAGAAGGUUUGUCUAGUAUCAGGGGAUUCAUGCUCCUUGUUUACAUGAAGUAAUGUUUUAAAAAAAAAGGAAGUGUGGAAAUAAAAAGCCAAACAAUGAAUUGGAUGUUUGAAAUUUUAUUUUUUAAAAUAUAAAUGUAUGUUUGCACUGAUUGCUUUACACCAGUAUGCAGUAAGUCAUGGUAUAGUUUUGUUUUGCUAGUUGGAUGACUCGCCUUAAUAAUGGUACUUGAGAUUUGUUAAUCAGCAUGAAUCUUGUUUAGUAACUUGUGCCAGCUAACAUUUAGGUAAGGGAGUCUCCAACCUUUCUUAUGCCAUUAACUGAGGGGUCUGUGCACCCCAGAUUGGGAAGCUCUGAUCUAGAUCUUGAAUCUAUGGUACUUCAGUUUGUGAAGGAAAUGACAAUAGUUGGGGGAGUGAAUAUUUGGUAAUAUCAAGUUACUUAACCAGAUGCCUGGCUGAUUAACUUGCAUGCCUCUUAACUGAAUCUACUUUUAAGAAGUGGAAUCACACCAUUUCUACUGCUUGAUGAUACUUGAAGAGAGAACUUUUAAGCAGCUUUUGCAUUAAUUUUAUGGACUAAAGUGAGCUGAUCAAGAUUUGCUCAAAGAUGCACCUUGAUUUAAAUGGUGCCCGAUGGUCCCUGCAAAUUGUCUAUCAUUUUAAAAAAACAAUUUUGUUUGAUCUCAGAACUCUUCCUGAGCAGAAUUAGUUUGGUUUGGGAUUUCUUUCUUCCCACCUUUCUCUCUCCCCGCCCCGCCACCUCCACCACUCUUAUUUUAUAAUGUGGCAUUUUGUUUGAGUUAAGACAACCAAUGGUGUAGUGGCAUCCACACUAGACUGAGGAGAGUGGUCACAGGUUCAAAUCCGGCUGGCUCCUUGAACACUUUCCAUCUGUGCUGGGUUGAGUGUCGAGCUAGCUACUCAGCCUCAUUUUGAAAAUAAAAACAGACAAAUGCUAAAGAAACAGCAAGGUUGCCACUCCAAUGCACCAUGAGGUGCAGAGGGGAACAACAAACAAGUCUUGAGUUGAGACUAUUUGAUGAUUAUAAUUAAACUAGAUGGCUGAAAUAGCGAUAUUGUUCAUAUUAGGUGAUGGAAUUGUCUUUGCGUGAAUGGACCUGAAAGUAUUGUGGAAUUUGUACUGAAUUUUCAUGCCUUGAAAUUAGUGUUUUUUUUUGAGGCAAUUAGCUUUAUUUUCAAACUAAGGAUGAAUAUAAUAGGCAUAAUUAAAUUACUUUGGAAUCUCAUGUAAUCAGUUCUAUUUUUUUUUAAUUAAGCUGUUACAAUGUGUCAAAAUGUAAAUUGAAUAUUGUCCUACUUUGCUAUGAAAGUUUCAUGGACCACUGUGCAGCCCCAUUGCAUCUGAAUGUAUGACAUCUCAAUAAAUUUUCAA